Molecule: messenger RNA, 1216 nt
Organism: Vigna unguiculata (cowpea)
Lineage: Eukaryota; Viridiplantae; Streptophyta; Magnoliopsida; Fabales; Fabaceae
Product: thymidine kinase a-like
Biological process (GO): thymidine metabolic process
Molecular function (GO): ATP binding; thymidine kinase activity
Source: RefSeq, a predicted model, not a curated record
AAGUGCAGCUAGGAUUUUAGCAUUGUGAGUGUUGUUCCCCCGAGGUUUCCCUCCAACUCAAACUGCAUAAAUUCCGAAGUCUUUGUUCUCAGUACCAAAACCCUUAAACCCCUUCACGCCAUGAAGUCCCUUCUCAACCCAAAGUUUUCCGCUUUAUCCUCCAAAGCCUCUCCUUUUCCUCUGUUUUCACUACCGUCUCAACCCACGUCUCGAUUUUCUUUCCGCAGCAACUCACGUCAAAUUCCCAAUCGUCUUCUCCGCCUCAACCCACCUCCCUUUUCGUCCAAUAACUUCACUUGCACCAAUCAAAAUCGAAGCUUGCAAACAGAGCCAUCGCCACCUUCCUCCGGUGAGAUCCACGUCAUAGUGGGGCCCAUGUUCGCAGGAAAAACCACCUCGCUCCUCCGACGGAUUCAAUUGGAAACCGCCAACGGCAGAAAUGUAGCAGUAAUUAAAUCAAGCAAGGAUACACGAUAUGGAUUAGACUCAAUUGUUACACAUGAUGGUGCAAAAUUACCAUGUUGGGCACUGGCAAACUUAUCAUCAUUCAAGCAGAAGUUUGGAAUUGAUGCUUAUGAAAAGCUGGAUGUGAUUGGUAUUGAUGAAGCGCAAUUCUUCGAUGACCUUUAUGAAUUCUGCCGUGAAGCUGCUGACGAUGAUGGAAAAACUGUAAUAGUUGCAGGAUUAGAUGGGAACUACAUGAGGAGGAGCUUUGGUGGUGUUAUUGAUAUAAUUCCUCUUGCUGAUUCUGUAACCAAGUUAACUGCUACAUGUGAAAUAUGUAAAAGGCCGGCUUCCUUUACCCUGAGGAAGACACAGGAUAAACAGAUUGAAUUGAUUGGUGGAGUUGAUGUCUACAUGCCGGUGUGUCGGCAGCACUAUGUGAGUGGACAGGUAGCCGUCGAAGCUGCAAGGCAUGUCAUUCAAUCCCACAACCUUCAAUGCGGCUCCUAUACAUAAGCAGUUGUGUCAUAUCUAUAUUGUAGGCAACUAUCGAGUAGCUUAUUUUUCAGCUCUGAAUGGAAACCUGGUUUUUAUUUUUCUUCUUAUGAAGCGGCUAGUAUAUAGUAUAAUUUUAUGAAAAUCUCAUUGGUGUAAGUUUUGUUUAGCUUCAGACUGCUGGUACACUCGGACUAAUCAGUUUGAAAAUACUAAUGAUGUGUUCUACUUUAUUUUAUGUAAAUAUAAUUUCACUAUUGGUGUCUUGGCUUAGAAA